Messenger RNA from Pogona vitticeps (central bearded dragon), 819 nucleotides. NCBI's taxonomy places the organism in Eukaryota, Metazoa, Chordata, Lepidosauria, Squamata, Agamidae. The record is from RefSeq and is a predicted model, not a curated record.
GCAGAUCUUCCCCACUGCGGCCCUGCCUUGACUCUUGUUCUUGUCCUCUCUCACAGCUGUGGUCCUUGUCCGGAGGAAGAGUCGGCUUCCUUGGCCAUGGAUAUCUCGUGUUUCCCUGCACAGGAGCUACCAAGCCCUGGGGCUGCUCCCACUAGCGGUGAGCCCCGAAGCCAGCCUGUUGUCCCUGGGCCGGAGUCGGAGCACUUGGCUACCCUGUCAGACAUUCCCCUGGAACAGUCGCCCGUUGCCACAGGCCAGGAAGACGCUUCUCCUUCUCCAGCUCUCCCGGAAGCUGUGGAUCCCUCCCAUCCGGUCUCCCUCUCCCUUUACAUGCUGCGCCUCCCUCCCCCAGCGGGUGCCUACAUCCAGAACGAGCACAGCUACCAGGUGGGGAGUGCCUUGCUGUGGAAAAGGCGAGCCGAGGCCGCGCUCAACGCGUUGGGGAAAGCCCAGCGGCAGCUGCAAGCCUGCCGGAGGCGAGAGCAGCGUCUCCGCCUGCGCAUCUGCGAGCUCCAGCGCGAACGGCAACCACACAGCGCCAACACCCAUCGAGGGCUUAAGGAGCACCUGCAGGUCUUUGAACUGCAGCUUCUCAAUGACCUUGAGUAACCCUGGGUUGGGCCAACACCUGUGUUUCCCCGAUUGGCAAAGUCAUAGCCUGGAGCUGUAUCCUUCUGUCAGCCGAGCUGUGUCAGAGCUUGAGGCCGUACGAACUGGUGUGCCACUCAGCACUUGCCUCCUUCCUCUUUGUGUUUACUCCCUACUUGUAAAUAAAAGUUGUUUUGUAUGAGUGGGAUGCUCCCAGCUCAGCUGUAAACA